Molecule: messenger RNA, 4941 nt
Organism: Heterocephalus glaber (naked mole-rat)
Lineage: Eukaryota; Metazoa; Chordata; Mammalia; Rodentia; Bathyergidae
Gene: Slc39a9
Product: solute carrier family 39 member 9
Biological process (GO): transmembrane transport; zinc ion transport
Cellular component (GO): membrane
Molecular function (GO): metal ion transmembrane transporter activity
Source: RefSeq, a predicted model, not a curated record
GACAAUCCGGAAGUGAGUGUAAUGAAGCGGUGCCACUUGGCGGCCAUGGCAGCUGUAGUAUUGCCGACUCCGGGUCGAGGCCCGGCGAAGUGGAAUACCACGGGCAGUAUCGGGUAUAGGGGAGAGACAUCUUUAUGUCAGCUUAGCUGGUGAAUCCCUACGGCCCAUCGUUACAGACCUGCAAGACUCCUUUCCCCGGUCUAGAGUCGGGGGGGAGUGUGCUGGGACUGGUGGGCUGGUCCCAGUCCUGGGGAGUGGAUCGGCUGCAGGGCCAUCCGAGAAAAACAGGCGCCGAGACUACACAGAGAGGUUCACUUGGGUUUUUCUCCUUUUCCUACUAUACGAGACGUGUGUGUAGCGGGGGAGUGGGCCGUUGUAUCACCCUCAUUCCGAAGAUUGAAGAAAUUGCUCUUUCUCACAAUUUCCCCAUCUCUGUUAACCCACGAAAAUCCAGUGACUGGCAUCUACGAACCCAGGGGCUGGGAUCUAAGAGUGCUCAAAGUUUUCUCUGGUGCUAGUAUCAGCAAAAAGUGAUCGUUUCCACUUACAGAAAAGUGCCUCGUGAACACAUCUGGUGAGAAGGCCUAAAGAACGGAAAAGUCCAUUUGUUUUCUUGGAACCACACUGCACGUUUAAAGAGACUAAACACCUUUUGAAGCGGCUGGAAUUUUGAAGUCUGGUGUUGGUGGGUGAAUAAAGGAGGGCAGAAUGGAUGAUUUCAUCUCCAUUAGUCUACUCUCUCUGGCUAUGUUAGUGGGAUGUUACGUGGCUGGAAUCAUUCCCUUGGCUGUUAAUUUCUCGGAGGGGAGGUCUCAGAGUUUUGUGUGCGUGUAGCUGAUGAUGCCGAGUGAGCGACUGAAGCUGGUGACUGUUUUGGGUGCUGGCCUGCUCUGUGGAACUGCACUGGCGGUCAUUGUGCCUGAAGGAGUACAUGCACUUUAUGAAGAUAUUCUGGAGGGAAAACACCACGAAGCCAGUGAAGCACAGAAUGUGAUUGCAUCAGACAAAGCAGCAGAAAUAUCAGUUGUCCACGAACAUGAGCACAGCCACGACCACACACAGCUGCAUGCCUACAUUGGUGUGUCCCUUGUACUGGGCUUUGUUUUCAUGUUGCUAGUGGACCAGAUUGGCAGCUCACACAUGCAUUCUACUGACGAUCCAGAAACAGCAAGGCCUAGCAGUUCCAAAAUCACUACCACACUGGGUCUGGUGGUCCAUGCUGCAGCUGAUGGCGUUGCUUUGGGAGCAGCAGCUUCUACAUCACAGACUAGUGUCCAAUUAAUUGUGUUUGUGGCAAUAAUGCUCCAUAAGGCCCCGGCAGCUUUUGGGCUAGUUUCUUUCCUGAUGCAUGCUGGCCUGGAGCGGAAUCGAAUCAGAAAGCACUUGCUGGUCUUCGCAUUAGCAGCACCAGUUAUGUCCAUGGUGACGUACUUAGGACUCAGUAAGCACGGGAAAGAAGGGCUGGACACGUUGAAAACUGACUUAUGCUCAAAGGAGAUAUCUAUUGAAAGAGGACGUCUAGAGAGACUUAAAUGCUUCCUUUGCACGUGCCUCUCUAAAUGCAGCCUGCCAUCCAACCUGGGGAGCAGCAGCAGUGGGACCAGCUUCAGAAGAGGUGACUGCUCUUUUGGAGUGUUUCCUUCUAGUUUCUUUUGCAAAGUACUUGCCUCCAGCACAUUCUUACAGAGGAACCAAGUUCUAGCAGAUUUGGGCUGAGGCUUUCCUCCAGGAACAGUCCAAUCACAAAGUAUCUUUGGAAAUGAAGGGAGGCUAAAUUUUAAGUGAAUUUGGAUAGUUACUGACAUCUUUGUAGUCACCCUGCCCCCCAGUACCAUGGAUCAAACUCAAGACCUUGUGCUUGCAAGGCAGGCAUGGUACCACUGAGCUAAAUCCCUGGCCGUGUAGUCGCCUUUUUAAAAAGACUACCAAAAUCUGUUUGUUUUUUUUUAGUGUUUCUUUUAUCAGGUCAGCAGUCCCUCUGGCUAAGCACUUGUCCGGCGUGGGAGCAUUGUGCCUGCUCACAUAAACACCUGUACCAUGAAGAAAGUCUAGCUGUGUCAUAAAUGAGAAGUGUCUGCCCAGUAGCUUAAAGCUUCUCGAAAUCAUGUCUUAUGUAUUCAUCUUUCCCAUGGUUUUCUCCUAACUUUUCCCUCUGGCCCAUCCUACAAUUUGCUGCUCACUGUUGGUGGCAAUGUUCAUACUUGUGUGAGAUGAAUGCUUAUGAGAACAGCCACUUCUUGAACUGUGAUGAUGAAGAUAAUAUUGUCUCUCUUCUUUAUUGCCGUCAAAGAAGUUACUUUUGUGUCAAAUGCAGCUUUGUUAAGUCCUCAAAAUAUCUCCUCCUCGUGUGUAAAUUGACAUAAUCAUUAAUAUUCUGAUAAUUUAAACAAUUGAGACAGCAAAAGUAUUUAACAAACUAAGGUAAUUUUUUUCAUGUUUGCCAAAAUCCAUAUAAAUCCUGUUUUGUCAAAUAAGUAUAUAAUACUGUAUUCUUAAUUUAUUUUGAUUUUCUGUACCAUUUCAAAGCACAUUUUUUACAUUAAGAAAGAACCAAGACUAGUUUCUUCAGGGCAGUGGAUUUAGUUGUUUGUAAAAAUGUGUUAUAUGACCCAUAAAACAGCAUGCCUGUGAUUUUUUUUCCUAGAUUUGUCACUGUGUCAGCAGCUGUGGAAUUAAACUUGUGUGCCCUCUGCUGCCUGCAGUGAAGAAAGUAGCAUAAAUAGGAUACAGUUUUUAUAGUAGCUGGCAACCAUUGCAUGUAAUAAUGUUAAAACUAAGGGAAGCCCCAAUACAGAAAGUCUGAGGGACUCCUGAUUAGAAAGUAACAGCUGACUCAGGAAGCUUCAGGUAUCACCUUGUCCUUCAAAGUAUGGUUGCCUAGAUUCUCUCCAGAAACUUUACUUUAUCAAAGGAAUAGAUUUUUGUGUCUGGUUUGGUUUCGAUAGAAGUAACUUCUAUCGUAUUGUUGUGUGCAGUGAUCAGAAAUUUGUUCUGCUGGCCAAAGCCUCUUUCAGCAGUGCCUUGCCAUUUCACUUAAAAGUUUGGCUAGAAUAUCAUACUGGAUAAGGUCUUGAACUCUGGCAAGGAUUGAACCCUCAAACUUCCAAAUUUGCCUUCCCCUCUGGACCUCAAUAUUGUUUUUUGUUUUUUGUGGGUUUUUUUGGUACCGGGGAUCGAACUCAGGUCCUUGCACUUGCGCAGCAGGCAGCACAACCACUGAGCUAAAUCCCUGGCCCACUGGACCUCAAUAUUAACCAACUCUCAGAAGCUAUGGGCUUUCCUAAUCUUAAAGCUGUGGCCUCAGGAAUUGCUUGUUCCUCCCCUGGUCAGCAGGCAGAUAUAGCCAUACAAAUCUCAUAGGGCUCACGUGCAUCUUCAGGCAGCAGGGAACCGUGCAGCGUGGCAGGGCCUCUGCUGAGGAAGAGCUUGCUCACGUGGUGGGCAGGCCAUCGCAACGUUCACUGUAGCACACUUCAGUUCCAUUUUUCUCUUAUUUAAAACUGCCUCCUUAGAUGUGGAUGCCUUAAUGCUCUAACACAUUUGGAAACAUUGAUGAUACUUAGGUUGCUGCCAUGACUACUGGGAUUAUUGGCUACCAAAGAGAUGCAGUUGAUAAUGAAAAGCAUGGCCCAUCCUUCUUCAUAACCAAAGUCAAUGUUUAUUGCAGUUUGAGUCCGUUUCCUCGGUAGGGAUAGACUUUCUUCAGAUUCAGAGUGCUCCCUGAAAUGGCAAAUUAAGUUGAAAAAUACUACUGACCUAUUCCCCUCAUGUGUUCUCCAGUCAGUUGUUUAUCUGUUCUCAUAUCACCAAAGCGGGGAUGUUUCAGGUUUCAUUCAGUUUUCCUAUGCAUGCUGUUACCAGAUUUCUUUUUCUUUUCUUUUUUUUGCAGAGGGGGUACCGGGGACCCAACUUGUGAUCUUGCGCUUGCGAGGCAGGAGGUGGAACCACUGAGCUAAAUCCCCAGGCCCUCUUUUCUCUUUUUUUUUUUUUUGGAGGGGGGGCAGAGGUUCUGUACUGGAAUGUAAAGAGUUGAAAAUGGUACUACCUACAGAGGCUGUAUGUUCUUUCCUACCCUUCACCUCUUUAUUUCCCAGUUCAAAACAGCCCAGUCAGCCUGCUCCAGUAUUUUUAAUCACUAGAGAAAAAAGGAACUGACUGUUUUCAGGUGUCAUUUCUUACAGAAAGGAGAAAAUGUAAUUGUUUUUUUACCAGCCUACUUCUAAGUGUCACUGCCUGGUUUUUCUCUCUUUCAAGGCUUAGAACUAGGAGGACACACCAGCAUCAGAGUAUGUUAAGCCCCUGACACACAUGGUAGCUAGGUAUUGACACAGGAACUGUAUGCCAACAGCACAAGCCCCCAAUAUAGUGCCUGCCUCUUGGGCCCAGAGCCCUUUGGGAGCCUGAGGAUCACAACCACGUCAUCCCAAACUGCUGCAGUGCAAGGCAAGAAUGUAGUUGUUGAGCUUCUGUGCAUCAGAAGUUUUCUGCUCGGAACAGAACCUUCCAUAUCACCCACAGAACACAAUUGGAGAUGCUAUGGAAUGAAAACCAAUGAUGUAACCUUCCUGUUCCUGAGACAUUUUAACUCACCCCAGGAGACUUGAAGGAGAUUUGUCAUUGUGGGAAAGGACUGGCCAACUAUUUAGGAAUUCUGUAGAAUUAAGCUCACCUAACACAGUUGCUUAACACAAGGAGCCUGGCUUUGAUCUGUGUCAGGUGGUGUCUUCCUGCAAGCUGGGAGUCUUCCUGGGGUUGUAACACCACUGCAGUUCCCCUGGUGUGGUGGCCUGAACAGUGAUUUUAAAUGUCCCCUUUUCUGGAUCCUUUGUAUACAUGAAAUCAUUCCAUGGAUGGCUGCCUUAUAAUUUUGUCUCUUUCCACUUUAAUUGUUAAUGGUUUAAAAGAAUUGCUGUUUUCUGAUAUUAAAUUUUUAUUAGUGCA